This is a messenger RNA of Auanema sp. JU1783, 1374 nucleotides long. Lineage: Eukaryota; Metazoa; Nematoda; Chromadorea; Rhabditida; Rhabditidae. The record is from the annotation of a GenBank genome assembly.
AUGUUACGAUCCACUUGUAGGUUCUUACCGAAGCUAAACAGACGAUUAAAUACUUCAUCAUCAGUGAGAAGGCAAAUCUAUGUGCCUGAAACUAAAGUCACCACUUUGCCGAGUGGUUUCCGGGUAGCUACUGAGAAUACAAAUAUCCAAACUGCUACAGUAGGUGUAUGGAUUGAUGCAGGAUCUCGUUAUGAGAAUGAAGAAAACAAUGGCACAGCUCAUUUCCUGGAGCACAUGGCUUUCAAGGGUACUUCGAAAAGAACAAGGCAUGGCCUUGAGUUGGAAGUUGAAAAUAUUGGAGCUCAUUUGAAUGCUUACACUUCUAGAGAACAAACAGUAUAUUAUGCCAAGUGCUUCAAAAAAGACAUAGAGCAAUCUGUUGAAAUCUUAUCUGACAUUUUAUUACAUAGUAAGUUAGAUGAACGUGAUAUCGAAGCUGAACGUGGAGUUAUUAUCAGAGAAAUGAGAGAAGUAGAACAAAAUUUCCAGGAAGUUGUUUUUGAUCACUUGCAUACGGAAGCUUUUUUGAAUAAUCCACUUUCCAUGACUAUACUUGGACCAGAAGAGAAUAUUAAUACUAUUUCAAAGAAGCAUUUAUUGGAUUAUAUUUCGACCCACUACCGUUCUGGACGAAUGGUUCUUGCUGCUUCUGGUGGCAUCGACCAUGAUGAAGCUGUCCGGCUAGGAGAGAAAUACUUUGGCCGUUUACCAUUAGGUGAUGCUUCUGCUAAUUUCCAACCUGCAGUCUUCACACCAUGUGAUAUUAAUUUAAAGUACGAGGGUAUGGGCUUCAUUUAUGGUGCUGUAGUAGUAGAAGGUGUUUCAUGGACACAUGAAGAUAAUCUAACACUUAUGGUUGCGAACACGCUCUUGGGCGAAUUUGAUAGAAGUCGUGGAUUUGGUAUGACUGCACCUUCACGAUUGGCGUUAAGACUAGGAAGACAUGCUGGAGUCCAAUCUUUCCAGGCUUUCAAUACUUGCUAUAAGGACACUGGCCUUAUUGGAAUAUAUUUCGUAGCCGAAGAAAACUCUUCCGAAGCUCUCAUUGACGCCAUUACCGAAGAAUGGAAAUGGCUGGCAAGCUCUGUUGACGAAGCGAGUGUUGAGAGAGGGAAGCGAACCCUCCUUACAAAUUUAUUGCUGAUGUUGGAUGGCUCAACACCUAUUUGUGAAGAUAUAGGAAGACAGCUGCUCUGCUAUGGGCGUAGGAUGCCGAUCCCCGAAUUGGAAGAAAGAAUAAAGGCCAUUACCGUUGAUACUGUCAGAAAUGUUUGCCAAAAACGCUUCAUCAAUAGGAAAGUUGCAACUGCUGUGAUCGGGCCGACAGACCGAUGGCUUGGCAAAGGAGAAAUAGAGAAGAAGCUGUUCAACUAA